UUAAAUAGCGAGGGAAUUGAAGAAAAAAGAAAUGAAACUAAAGCAAAGAUAAAGUUGUACCAUCUUCCUUUUAAGUUCCAAUUCGAAACCCUAAUUUUUUUUUUUUUCUUUUUAAUCAGAUAAAGAAAUGGGAUUGUGGGAAGCCUUCCUCAAUUGGCUUCGAAGUCUCUUUUUUAAGCAAGAAAUGGAGCUAUCCUUGAUAGGCCUUCAAAAUGCUGGGAAAACAUCCCUUGUGAAUGUUAUAGCUACUGGUGGAUACAGUGAAGACAUGAUCCCAACGGUAGGAUUUAAUAUGAGGAAGGUGACUAAAGGAAAUGUAACAAUAAAGUUGUGGGAUCUUGGAGGUCAACCAAGGUUUCGGAGUAUGUGGGAGCGAUACUGCCGUGCAGUUUCAGCUAUUGUUUAUGUUGUUGAUGCUGCUGAUUAUGAGAACUUGCAUGUUUCAAGAAGUGAACUCCAUGACUUGUUAAGUAAGUCCUCACUGAAUGGCAUCCCAUUGCUGGUUCUCGGAAACAAGAUUGAUAAACCAGAAGCCUUGUCUAAAGAGGAUCUGACAGAACAAAUGGGAUUGAAGUCUAUUACUGAUAGAGAAGUUUGCUGCUACAUGAUUUCAUGCAAGAACUCUUCAAACAUUGAUUCGGUUAUUGAUUGGCUGGUAAAGCAUUCAAAAUCAAAGAAUUGAGUGAUCAGCUCCUGUAGUUUUGAGCUUGUAUUGGCUCCAUUUAACCGACUGAUAUUAGACUGGUGAAAGUGACUUAUGCUGUUUGUCUAAUCAAAGGUUUAUAAAUGUGUGAGCAUUGUCUUUAUUUUAGUCGGCUUCAAUCAUAUAUUAUAGCAUUAUUUGGGUUGGCAUUAGAAAUUGGGAAACAUCCUUGUAUUAUUGUUAGGCUAUAAAGCGAUUUGAGUCUUGUAUAGAUCUUGGUGUGAAUUGCAUUGUAAACUUGCUAUUUGAGCUGUGUUUUUAAUGAAAUAAUGGUUUUAAUA
This is a messenger RNA of Pistacia vera, 984 nucleotides long. RefSeq names its product ADP-ribosylation factor-like protein 8a. NCBI's taxonomy places the organism in Eukaryota, Viridiplantae, Streptophyta, Magnoliopsida, Sapindales, Anacardiaceae. The transcript is spliced from 6 exons. Bases 128 to 682 code for a protein of 184 amino acids. Gene Ontology annotation, biological process: protein transport. Gene Ontology annotation, molecular function: GTPase activity; GTP binding. The record is from RefSeq and is a predicted model, not a curated record.